AUGAACUCGUCGAGCUCCCCUGGCAAUCCAUCCCCGAGUCCAGGCCAACCUCGAACAAGACUUGGAGCGCAGCCCUCAUCCCCGACCAAUUACUCAAGCAGCGAAGAAGAUGGCGGAUGUCAGAGUCAAACCCCAGAAGAGCAAAGCCCGGCUGCCUUGGUUAUUGGACAAAUUGAGGAUAUCCUGGAGGAUGCAGCUGAUGCACUCACCGAGAACCGCCCAAUGACCAUUCCACUACGCAACCGCCGCUCUGGCAACGAAGUUCCCGUCUCGUUUCCCACACCCGCCGGGACUGGUGCAAGAAGAUUCACUGCUGUUCUUCAUAUCCUGUACAUCUGCCACGAGGCACUUGUGACUGGUAAUAUUGUGACAAAAAGGAACAUUUACUACCACAACCCCGGUCUGUUCGGCAGCCAAGCUUAUGUCGACUAUCUCGUUGAUGACAUAGCUUUCACAUUUGGUGUUAGCAGGGAUCAUCUGAAUAUCGUUGCAGCCUCGAAAGGGCUGAUUGCCGGUGGGCAGUUCAGUCAUGGAGAUGGCCAUCAUGCGACUUUCCGCAGCUUGGCUGCGGCUAGUUAUUUCAACAGUUCUUCAGCAGGACCUGGGCUCCUGGUUACGGCGAAGGGAUAUCCAGACCUGGCAACUCGACAAUUUCUGAGCUUAUUACAUUCUGCCUAUGCAUACAUCCCCAUGUAUGCUCUUGUUGACUUCGACCCUGAUGGGAUAGGCAUUAUGCGCACUUUCAAGUUGGGCAGUCGUAACUUGGAUCACGAAGUCAAUGCGACUGUCCCCAGUUUGAGCUGGCUGGGUGUCAAGAGCGAAGACAUCUUCUCUGUCGCCAGGCCCCUUGACUCUCCAUCUAAAUCAUCGUCGCAACCGAGUACAUGCACUAUCCAAAGCCAGUCGCCGGCCGGGGCCGUCGCUCCAGCGCAAAUCACGACUAGCCAUGAUAGCUUGUCCCCAGAGAAUCCUGCGACUCCAUCGACUACUUUAGCAAUUACAGACUACAAGAUGGUCGCUUUGACCCUCAAUGAUAGGAACAAGGCCAUCAAUCUACUAGCCGCCCUGAAAACUCCUGAAGACCAGGAUGCUGAGGACAUGAAUCUGACCAGCGAGCUCCAGCUAAUGCUGAUGCUUAACACGAAAUUUGAGAUCCAGGCGGUUGAAGACAUGGGCAACAUGACGAAUUGGCUAGAUGCGAGACUCAAAUCUAGUUUUGAUGGGGAUCUGGAAUAA
Neoarthrinium moseri is the source of this 1236-nucleotide messenger RNA. RefSeq lists its product as uncharacterized. Lineage: Eukaryota; Fungi; Ascomycota; Sordariomycetes; Amphisphaeriales; Apiosporaceae. Bases 1 to 1236 code for a protein of 411 amino acids. The transcript is spliced from 6 exons. Gene Ontology annotation, molecular function: DNA topoisomerase type II (double strand cut, ATP-hydrolyzing) activity; DNA binding; ATP binding. The record is from RefSeq and is a predicted model, not a curated record. Gene Ontology annotation, biological process: meiotic DNA double-strand break processing; reciprocal meiotic recombination; meiotic DNA double-strand break formation. Gene Ontology annotation, cellular component: nuclear chromosome.